This is a messenger RNA of Knipowitschia caucasica, 1209 nucleotides long. The record is from the annotation of a GenBank genome assembly. NCBI's taxonomy places the organism in Eukaryota, Metazoa, Chordata, Actinopteri, Gobiiformes, Gobiidae.
AUGAGCGAUGAUAAUUCACUGCAGACUGGCAUGGUUACAUGCACUGCUCCUGUCAACAUUGCUGUCAUCAAAUACUGGGGCAAGAGAAAUGAAGAUCUAAUUCUACCUAUAAAUUCAUCUUUGAGCGUCACUUUGCACCAAGAUCAGCUUAAAACAACCACCACAGUUGCUAUAAGUAGAUCCUUUGAGGAGGACCGGCUGUGGCUGAAUGGAAAUGAGGAGGACAUAAGCCAUCCUAGACUGCAGUCAUGUCUUAGGGAAAUUCGACGACUGGCAAGGAAAAGACGAAAUAAUGUCAACCCUGAUUUUGAUGCAGCUGCUUUGUCUCACAAAGUACAUAUUUGCUCCAUCAAUAAUUUUCCAACAGCUGCUGGGCUUGCUUCAUCAGCUGCUGGAUAUGCAUGUUUGGUUUACACUCUGGCACGUGUGUUCGGUGUGGAAGGGGAGCUAUCUGCAAUUGCUCGACAAGGUUCUGGCAGUGCUUGUAGAAGUAUGUAUGGAGGAUUUGUACAGUGGGUCCUUGGGGAGCAAGACAACGGAAAAGACAGUUUGGCCCAGCAGGUGGUGCCAGAGUCCCACUGGCCUGAACUCAGAGUUCUUGUGCUUGUUGUAAGUGCCGAUCGGAAGCCAAUAGGUAGCACCUCAGGAAUGCAAACCAGUGUAAAAACAAGUUUAUUGUUGAAGCAUCGGGCACAGACUAUUGUUCCAAAGAGAAUGACAGAAAUGAUUGAAGCUGUUCAUCAGAAAGAUUUCUCUCACUUUGCUGAGUUGACAAUGAAAGACAGCAACCAGUUUCAUGCAACUUGUCUUGAUACGUAUCCUCCAAUAUUCUACUUAAACAGUGUCUCCCAGCAAAUUGUCAACGUAGUUCAUCGUUACAACAGUCACUAUGGGGAGACGAGGGCAGGAUACACAUUUGAUGCUGGUCCCAACGCUGUAAUCUUCAUGCUCGAGCAGCACGUUCCGGAGUUUGUUCAAGUUGUUCAACACGUCUUUCCUUCUGAGAACAAUGGUGGAAAGUUUAUAAAAGGUCUUCCAGUGGAUGACACAUUUCUCUCUGAGGAACUGAAGCAGGAUAUUGGUUUGAAUCCAAUGCCAAACAGAAUAAGUUAUAUUAUUAGCACUAAGGCUGGACCAGGCCCAUGUGUUGUAGAGGAUCCUUCACAGCACCUUCUUGACUUUGAUGGGAUGCCAAAGAAGGCUUGUUGA